AUGAAGGAGUAUACCCUCCGAAGAUCUGUAGACUACAGUGUGUAUGAAUCGGAGCCGUUGACAUUUUAUGCGAAGUGUACACAGUACAGGUCAGGGUGUGAUUGGCUUAUCAGAGUUAGCAUGAUCAGCAGAAAGCAUUGUUGGGUUAUUAGGAGGUACAAUGACAGUCACACUUGUACCAGAGCAACCAUCUCUCAGGAUCAUUCCAAGCUGGAUUCAAAUACGAUUGCCGAAGCCAUAAAGCAGUUGGUUGAGGCUGACCCCUCUUUAAAGGUAAAAUUAGUUAUUGCAGAAGUGCAAUCGAAGUUCAACUACACGGUCAGCUAUCGAAAAGCAUGGUUGGCAAAGCAGAAGUCCAUUGAGAAGAUAUUUGGAGGUUGGGAAGCAUCCUAUGAAGCGUUGCCCAUAUGGUUCGAGGCCAUGUGUCAUAAGGAACCAUCAGCUGUCGUAUAUUUUGAGACUAUGCAUGCAUAUCAAGGGGAUGAUUUGGUAACUGAUAUCUGGGUAUUGCAUCGAGUCUUUUGGAGCUAUUACCCAUGCAUUAGAGCAUUCAGACACUGUAAGCCAGUUGUCCAGGUGGACGGGACUCACUUGUACGGAAAGUACAAGGGUUGCUUGUUAGUGGCUGUUUCGCAGGAUGGUAACAACAAUAUCGUACCGAUUGCAUUUGCUAUUGUCGAGGGAGAGACCUCUGAUGCUUGGCACUUUUUCCUCAGUAACCUACGUCAACAUGUUGUGACUUGGGAUGGUGUGGGGCUGAUAUCGGACCGACAUGAGUCCAUAAAUGUAGCUGUGGAACGUAGUCACGGAGCUUGGUCACCUCCUAGAGCUUUCCACAUGUUUUGCAUCAGGCAUAUAGAAUCAAACUUUCUGAGAAAAUUCAAGGCACCCUAUCUGCAAAAGCUUGUCGUCAAUAUAGGAUAUUUGAGGACAUAUGCGUUGGCAUUCGACGGUGGCUACCGAUGGGGUCACAUGACGACUAAUCUAGUGGAGUGCAUCAACUCAGUCUUGAAGGGUGCACGCAAUCUCGCCAUCACUGCACUUGUGAAAGCAACGCAGAAUGAGGUAUUUAAAGUGCGUGAGAUGCCAAGUGGAGUGGAGUAUGCUGUUGACCUCCGUCGUCAGAGAUGUGAUUGUGGUGAGUUCCAGGUGGACCGGAUUCCUUGCCGGCAUGUGUUUGCAUGUUGUGUAAAUCAACGACUAGAUUGGCAGGUAUAUGUGCAUGACGUUUAUAAGAUGGACCAGAACCGAACCGAUGAUCGAACCGGUCAGAGUAUAGGUUCACUGGAUAUUCAACGGUUCAUGCCUAAUUAUACCGGUUCAAACCGGUUUUCAUCCUUACAUGGUCCAAAUACUGGACCGGACCGAUAUAGGGUCCGGUUUGCCGGUUAUCCGGACGAACCAGUCUGGUCCGGUCCGGUUAUCAAAACACUGCCAUCGUAA
Messenger RNA from Arachis ipaensis, 1443 nucleotides. RefSeq lists its product as uncharacterized. The record is from RefSeq and is a predicted model, not a curated record. Lineage: Eukaryota; Viridiplantae; Streptophyta; Magnoliopsida; Fabales; Fabaceae. Gene Ontology annotation, molecular function: zinc ion binding.